AUGAUGGUAAAGGUAGACCUCUUAUUUCUUGGAGAUGUCGCUGUUGUGAACCUGGCCGAUACUGUACAGAAAUUAUUUUCAAGUACAGCAGAAGUCACCGUCACAGUGAGUGAUGUGAAGAAGGUGGCAGCGUUUUUGGAUGAUUGCACAUUCAACAUGGUUUUUCUAAAGAUGACUUCCUUACCAAUUGCUGAGGAGCUGGAAGCUGUGAAAUUAAUUAGGUUUGCCAAGAAGAAAAACACACAUUUGCUGUUCGUUUUUAUAAUUCCUGAAAAUUUUGAAGAUUGUAUUUCAGGGCACGGAGCUGAUAUUAUUUUAACUGAACCACUGACAAAGGAAAAAAUGAGUAUUCUGGUAAAUUACUGGAAAAUACAUUUCUCAAAAACUGAACAUGCUGUCGGUGAUGUGUACAAACAUCCAGUUCCCAGGGUAGCGCUCACUCUCAGUUCUUUCCAUGCUGCUCUGCCCGUCAGAUGCUAUUCUGAAGUUGCUCCUUCUCACGAGGCUGCUGCAGUAACAAGCGAGAACAUCUCGGUUCAUUUCCCUUCAGUUGUGCCCAGAGUCUCAAAGUUUCUCCCUCAGCACUGCACUUCUCUGUUGGGCUAGACCUGCAGCACGUGUCCCCACUGCCUGGCAGACGAGCAGCAGUUGUACAGUCUGAUGAGCUGGGGCCUCCGUAAGGAGUCUCGAGAGGCCCUGGUGGGGCCCAUGUCCACGUGGGGAGUCCGGGCGGGCGGGCGCUGUGGAGGACCCAUGGUGAUGUCACAGCUGGGUGCUGCGCCCCCUGCCUGGCUGUCACUCCUGGGGGGCCGUCAUUAG
Trichechus manatus latirostris (Florida manatee) is the source of this 819-nucleotide messenger RNA. RefSeq names its product spermatogenesis and oogenesis specific basic helix-loop-helix 2 (gene SOHLH2). The record is from RefSeq and is a predicted model, not a curated record. Lineage: Eukaryota; Metazoa; Chordata; Mammalia; Sirenia; Trichechidae. The transcript has 7 exons.